CACGUUGAGCUGGAAGCCAAUUUUCGAACCAUCCAUUUGAUCUGCAAUGUUGCUAUUUUGCAAAGUGAUUUCUUGUGAAACUUGCCACCUCAAAUUUUUGCAACCAAUUGCUUGAUACACUGUUGGUAUGAUGUUGAACCCUGCAUCCUCUUGAAUCAGGUAUCACCAUGGAGAAAGACACAUUUUUAUGGGAUGUGCUUGAGCUUGCCUGUGAACUUCGAAAAGAAAGACUGUUUGUCCUCUCCGAACAAAAUAAUCUGCGAAAUCUUAAUGAAAAGGUCAUAGUAUCGUCAGCUCGCCUGACCCAGCUACUUUGGGUUGCAGCACAACAGAGAUUGAACCUACAUCAGCUUAUCUUGUCACGACCGGAUAUAUCGCCUCCAGCAUGUUGCCAGCGGGCGACACAACUCGACCAAGCAGAGUUCAUUGAAGCCUACAAAGUUCUUGGCUAUCAGGAAUCUCAGCAGCUAGGUCAACUUCUGGAAGUGUUGAGAUCAUCGCCAGAGCUCUUAGGAUGGGCCCUUUUUGUAGGGGAUCAAAUUGCAGCAGAAAAGUUGACUGCUGUUGUCAAUUCGGUUAUCUGUGGUAUUUAUGGAAGUUGCUUACUGCCACAGGAUAAAUUACUGGUCCUUAGAUUAUUAAAACAUUUAACUGUGCUUCAAAUAGUUCCUAAUGAAAACCCAUCCAGACUCAUCCGCAACAGUACAUGCGCAUUUUCACGAGUUUACUCAACAUUCUUAGAAUGUCUAUUUCCAGCAAAAUUGUUCCUCACUGCAGCUCUUCGGCAGCCAAUCAUGGAACUACUGAUGGAAGAAGAGAGAUUUUUAGAUUAUGAUCUAAGUGUAAUUCCUGCACGGUUUUCCAAAGAAGAAAGACUGAGGCGAUUUGGACCUGAAACCUCUGCAGAUUUCUCAUCAAAAUUGCAGGAAUACCGCAGCCAGAUUAUUGCUACUCUUUCUGAAAUAACCAAAAGGUUUAUCACCAACAUUCGAGACAACCUGUACAUUUUUCCUCCGGACAUAUGUUGGCUGGUUCGGCAAAUGUUUGCCUUUCUAUCUUCAUCUGGAAAGUUCUCAGAAAAGUGUGUCUUUGCAAUUUGUGUGGAUGUCAUAUUUACACAUUUCAUUUGUCCAGCAAUUGUGAACCCAGAACCAUACGGUAUCACUGAUACUCCAAUCAGCUCUGUUGCUCGUUAUAAUCUCAUCCAGGUCGCACAGAUAUUGCAAGUUUUAGCAUUGAGGAACUAUGAGGAAGUAGACCCUAAAGUUGAGGACCUCUACUCUCAAUUUGAAAAGAAUUCUGUCAGCAGUAUUCUGAAUGAUAUGCUUGAAGGAGCACGAGAUAAUUUAUCUGAAGAGCCAACCAUUGAUACUAAUAAAUUACCUGGAUUCUCUCGAACGGAUGUUCUAUUUACUGAGCAGGAAUUAUUCAACUUUAUUCAGUUCCUCCAGACAAUUUCUACUCAAGAAGGGAGAGACGAAGAAUUGAGGAAAGAACUUAGCAAUCUCCUCUCCCAACUUCCAACUUUGGUGCCAACUCAGAGAGUUCGUCCACAAUCAGUGCCAGUCAAGCGAAAUGGAAUACUGAGCAAAGGCAAAUCGUUGGUCUCUAGCAAAUUAUCAGUUGUACCUGUGAAUAUCGGUGCUGGUGACUCUAAUGAAGAUACAGGAAGUGCGGAGGAAGAAGAAAAAUCCUUUGGUCCUGUUUUGCUGAUACCAUUCGAAGUCUUAAGUGAAUCAAAGAUCGGCCUACUCAGCGAGCAAAAAGUACUUCUGUUGGAGAAAGAAAGAGGCUUGAAAAGUGCUCAAAUCAGAGAUGAGGCAGCUAAAGAAGAGACCAUAGAAAAACGAACCAGAUUUUCCCUAUCCCACGAUGAAGGAUCAAUCGGAAAUACAAGUGAUAAUCUUGAAGUAGUAUCUGAGGCUGCAAGCAAUCACAGUGUUGCCUCUUCACUGGAGCUAGAGCAAGACCAGAAUGAUAAUCUUUCAGAUAUGAUUUCUGCGAAUGUCUCUGGCCGAGGAACUCCAAAUAUAUCUGGCCGUGAUACACCUUCAUCUCAAAUAAUUGAAGGUGAAGAGGCGCAUUCUGUCAGUGGAGCAGGUGGUGGAGGAGCACGUCCUCCAAGUGAUUACACUCCAACUUCUGCACCAUCAACCGUGAAGCCGAGUCGCUUCGAUUUUGAUGAUAAAUUUGGAAAAUUUGAAAUCAAAACAUUGCUUGAUGGAUCCACGGGUGCUGAUGAAACUGUAUCCAUGAUUUCAGACACGUGGAGCACAGAUGUGUUGGCCAGUGAUAGUGAAUUAGUUGAGCAAUCAUCUGAACGCAACUUUCCCCGAGUUGACUUGGAGUCGCAAAGUCUCUUGAGUGCGCAGUUAAUCGAAGCAUCUGAAACAGCCUCUGAAGCAUGGAGCACUGAUGUUGUUGCCUCUGACUCAGAGAGGAUGACAGAAGUGGACACUGACGACACAUGUAGCGUAGCCAGAUCAGAUGAUACUGCCAGAUCAGAAGUGGAAAGUCGUGGAGAUCCUGACGAAAUGCCAUCUUCAGGUGGAAGCAGUUUUCGACCAGUAGCCCCUGAACCUCUCGUGACAAGUAGUAGACUCAGUGUUCCUCAGUCGCCAACUCGCAUCGAUGUCUCCAGUAACAGGAAUACUACUCGCGUUGAUUAUCGUAGACGCACUUUAGAAUUUGUUGAUACAACUCGUCAUAAUCAUCCUUAUCAUUCCAGGCCAAGUUUUGUUGCGGCCAACCAAAAUGAAAAUGCAAAUAAAUUGAUUCAUGUAAUCGAUAAAAUGGAAAAGCUGUGCGACCCAAAACCUGUUCCACUAACAAGCGUCAGUGAGCCUGUGCAUACCUCAAGCACUAGUGUGAAUUCGACAAGCCCCGUUUUGGCAGGACCUACGUUAAUUCAAGGAGGAUCUGGAGGGCAAGCAUCUUCUCUACUGCCCACAAGUCUGUUCAAAGCUCCAAACUGCAGCAGCAACUCCUCAGCAAACCUUCCGCAGGCACAAUCAGGAGAAACACAGGCAGUUCCUGCCAGUAGUGGAAAUGUUAUUUCAUUGAAAACAAAUCACCAGGCAUAUCGAUCACAAACCUCGUCAAGCCAGGAUGUGUCGAUAGAUGACCCAGAAUCUACAGGUGUUUGCGUUAGCACAACAAGUCUGGCAUCAACCAGUAGUAGUGGCAGUAGCACUGGUAAUCGCCCCAAAAUGCAUAAUGACCUUUGUGCCUCGCGUCCGAGUCCAGUUCCGAACGGUUCUAUCUUGACAAUGGAUGAAAGAACUUCAACCAAAGAAGUCACACCCAAAGCAACUGGCGCUAUUCCACGAAGCAUCAGUUUUGAUAAAACUGCUGAGCGAGGCGAUAAGGACCUUGAUGAUGACAGCAAACACAAAAGAGGAAGCUUCUUCCAGAAAUUCCGACUUCCCUUCAAAAAUCGGCGUGGGAAAGGUUUCCGUGGAGGAAUUGAAGAGACGAGUAUCUGUAAUUUUGACGGAAAUACAACUGCAAUCAUAGAAGGUGAGAACUUAGUCAGAGUUCGCUUACGAAGAGGUGCCCCAGAGGAUAUAAAAUCAACUCAAAACGACACCUCUGAGGAUAUUCUGGCUAAAUAUCGAUCCAAGUCAAGCAAUUUGCAGGAUGCAGCAAGCGAAGGAGCAAGCAGCAAAUCUGGUGGAAGCAUAAAUCGAUUCCAGAGUAUUGAAAGAUCAGGCAGUGAAGACGAAGGAACAAAUCCAGACUCAGACCUAUCAAUCUUUGAUGACACCAAGAAAAAAUUACGAUUUGUAUUAAGCUCCGCUGAAAUUCAGUAUCUUCCUUGGAACAAUGAGCAUAAUAUUCCUGUUAUUAGAAAUGCUUGGAGUUGCAAAGAUAAUGAGUUGGUAGGCUUUCUCCAGUUGCAAUUGGCAGAAGCCCUGAAUCUUCAGGACCGAUCUCUUAUAGCGCAUUUACAUGAGACUCUUCGCCGAUUAAGACUUUUUGAUGGAGAUGGAUGCCGAAAACUUUACAGUGCUUUAAAAGAAGAUUAUGCUCUUAGAGCUCAAUAUAUUGAUUAUCUAGUUCAUAGUAGACAGUUCCUGCUGUCUUCGUUAGCUUAUUUAGAAAGACUGAUGAAUCGUGUGAGAACGGACCAAGAGCUAUGUUGCAACUACCUUUUAUCAGUUUGUGUGCGACUAUUUUUAGAGCGGCGAGAUGAUCUUCUGAGCCGCUUUGUCACAGAAUUCCAGCAGCUCACUUUGGCUGAUGAAAAGAAUGACCUGCUUAACGAUUUCCUAGAGAACAUUGCUGUCCAGAUGGAAGCUGAUCCAACAUGGCAAGUUGCCAGCGAAUCUCAAAUUUCUGCUGCUAAAAUCGUGGUUGAAAGGGCAGUUAUCAGCAGAGUUUACAGUCAUGCAAUGUAUCCUAACGGCGAUGGAGACAUUUUCAGAGACCAAGUUUUGCAUGAGCACAUCAAGAAACUAGCUAAAGUGAUCACACCAAGCCACAAAGACCUUCGAAUUCCUAAGAUAUUUCAUACCGAGUGUCCCUGGCCAAGCGCGCAGGCUGAAUUGUCUGCAAUUUCAGCUUACAAGACUCCCAAAGACAAAUUGCAAUGUGUCUUUCGAACAGCAACGACUAUAAUGAAUCUUCUAUCUCUCUCCUGUGAAUCUGGUGCUCCAGCAGCUGAUGAUACCAUUCCUGUUCUUGUUUUUGUGCUUAUUAAGACAAAUCCACCAUCUUUAUUAUCGACCGUUCAGUAUGUGAAUAGCUUCUACGGAAAUCGCUUGGAAGGUGAAGAACAAUAUUGGUGGGUACAGUUCUGCUCAGCUGUUGAGUUCAUCAAAACAAUGGAUUAUUCCGACUAAGUCUUUUAGGUAAAGCAGUUAUUUUUUAAUGAGUAAUGUUGCGUUGAUUUGUUAACAUGUAAAAUAUGUAAUUAUGCCAAUGCUGAUGAGAAAUCAAUUGUUUUAACUAUUGCAGAACUUUUUCUCAUAGUUUCAAAUGUUUAUUGUCUUAUUUAACUGGAAAUAUUGUUAUUUUGAAGUCGUGUACAAAGGAAUAAUCUCAAAAUUUAUAUUUUAAACUUUUUUUUUAAGCCGCUGUUGCACGAAAAAUUUUUGAAAGGGGAUAAAAGUGUAAACAUUAAUUAUCGUAUUGUUCUGUGAUAGCCAAAUUUUUCUCAAAUGAUGCCUAAGGCAUUUUCUCGGAAAUUGCCCCAAAAUAGGAUGUAUGAACGGUUUUGCCUAUAAUCAAGGUUUUAAUAUACUAUUAUGAUCAAGAAGUGUUCAGAAUGCUAGAUAAGUAUCUAACGCAAUAUAUUUUUGUUUGCCUUGUCUAUUUUAAAAAAAUUGUUAUGUAGGAGGCUUUGAUACAAAGCUCCCCAUAGUUCUCGAAUUUUAUUUUCCUUUAGAAAGGGAAAAAAUCUCUCCUAUCAAGUAUUUUUGCAUUUUGCAUCCUGGAAAAAUCAUGGAUAAACCAAGAAAUCUUACAUUCAAAAACAUUAAAUAGUCAAGGAUUUUGUAGAUUCAAGAAAACUUUUCACCUUGACGUGUGAAUUUUUAAAAGUGCAAAAGCUAAAAAUGAGUACUCUGUUCUACGUCCUCCCUUUCAUUUUGCCGCAAAUAUAUAUUUUCCAAUAUUUUAAAGAUUUAUGAUCGCAACCAACAGUUUCGUAAAUCAAAUGGAAAUGGCAAUUUUUCAUCUUAGGCAAUCAAAUGUAGCAAUUAAUCAUAGAUCAUACUUACAAGAGAUAAGUAAUUAGUUUUAAAAGAAUAAAAGUGCACAGAAUUAUUUGCAGAAAUGAAAGUUUUAUAAUAACGUGAAACUCUCACAGGCAAAUUUUAAAUGGGUAAUAUAUAAAGUGCUUUAUUUUUCAUGGCUUCUUUUCUAAGAGAUUUCUCUUGAUAUUGGUGAAACCAAUAUUUACAUCAAUGUAUGUACCCUUGGUUUUAUGCUCAUGUCCAUGUAUUAUAACGCCGUGCUGAAAGCAUGUCCGAAGUGGCUGUGACACCCUUGUUUGUCUCUUGUUUGUUCAAAAUUUAUGACUAUUAAAUUUUAGAUUUCCUUGCA
Bemisia tabaci is the source of this 6048-nucleotide messenger RNA. It is a transcript of the gene Gapvd1, whose product is annotated as GTPase activating protein and VPS9 domains 1. Gene Ontology annotation, molecular function: guanyl-nucleotide exchange factor activity; small GTPase binding. NCBI's taxonomy places the organism in Eukaryota, Metazoa, Arthropoda, Insecta, Hemiptera, Aleyrodidae. Gene Ontology annotation, biological process: vesicle-mediated transport; regulation of GTPase activity. Gene Ontology annotation, cellular component: endocytic vesicle; cytosol. The record is from RefSeq and is a predicted model, not a curated record.